This is a messenger RNA of Hippocampus zosterae (dwarf seahorse), 2449 nucleotides long. It is a transcript of the gene znf740b, whose product is annotated as zinc finger protein 740b. Bases 260 to 1075 code for a protein of 271 amino acids. Gene Ontology annotation, cellular component: nucleus. The transcript is spliced from 7 exons. Lineage: Eukaryota; Metazoa; Chordata; Actinopteri; Syngnathiformes; Syngnathidae. Gene Ontology annotation, biological process: regulation of transcription by RNA polymerase II. The record is from RefSeq and is a predicted model, not a curated record. Gene Ontology annotation, molecular function: RNA polymerase II cis-regulatory region sequence-specific DNA binding; DNA-binding transcription factor activity, RNA polymerase II-specific.
GCUACGACUGUAACCAAUGAGAAAACUUCCUCGGGGAACACUUCCGGUAGCGUUUCCUGUCAGUGUUUGUAAACUGAGAAAAAAUUGGAAGUGCGUCAAGUAAUAAUUCAGAAAACUGUGAAAAAUUAAAAGGCUUUGGCCUCCGUGAGCAUUUGGGUGUGUGCCAUCUCUUCUGUUAGUCCUCACCCUGACUGAGGUCAACUCUGCCCCCUCUCACACCCCCUCCCCACCCAUCACACACAAAAUCAAAAGCACGGCGAUGACACACCAUUCAAACAACUCUAUUCGAGAUCAUAUGAAAUGGGCUGGCUUGCUGGGCUGUGAGGCGGUGUUGUCCAGCAUGGCCCUGAUGCAAGCCAACAACAUUCCAGGUCAAAAGAAGAUGAUGUCAUCCAUGGGUCACGGGCACCGGGCAACUUCUGAGGGUCACCAAAGCCACUCGCACCACAGCCACAGCCACCACGGACACCAAAGUCACCACGCGCAAGCCAGCGUGGGCCAUAUGUCGACAGGAAGCUGUCCACCACUGCUGAUCCAAAAGGAUGGGGAUUACCACACCUCCAGAAUAUUGGAUGGGAAGAACAUGCAUAGCAGCCAGAGUGUGCACAAGAAAAAGCACAAAAAAUCUGUCAAAGUCAAAGAGGAAGUGCGGCCUUUAUUGCAGCAGCUCGACAUGGAUGAUGACAGUUCUCUAAAAGUACAGAAGAACUUCAUCUGUGACCACUGCUACGGAGCUUUCCGGAGCAGCUACCACCUCAAGCGACACAUACUGACACACACGGGGGAAAAGCCUUACGCCUGUGACAGCUGCGACAUGCGCUUCAUUCAGCGCUACCACCUGGACCGACACAAGAGGGUGCACAGCGGCGAGAAGCCCUACCAGUGCGAUCGUUGCAAUCAGACCUUCUCACGGACAGACCGGCUGCUGAGGCACCGGCGCUUGUGUACAGCUGGCAUCAACAAAGACGACAGCCAGCGUUGUGAUAGUCGCUCAUCGGCAUACUCGCAGGGCACAUCUGGCCACACUGCUUCCUGGAGCCCCUUACACCCUUCCAACAGCCGCCUGACUGUCUGACCCCAACCAUCUAAGACCACAUAGACCUUUUGGACAGUCGGUGACUCAAUAACUUUGAGCCACGACAUCAGCUAAAUCUGAACACAACCUAGCUAACACAACCAGAUUACGCUAGUUCGGUCAUGGAUUUUUAUACCUUUUUAUCUUCUCUUAGUUGUUGAGAUCAGAGAGUAAAAGACGACUUGGCGUCUCUUCAAUGGGGCGCUCUCUCCUAACAUCAUGAUGGCAAUAAAUGGAUGACAUGCUCUCACGUCUCAUCACACUGAAGACUUUUGGUGUUUUUGACAGUCCUGGCUGCAGAUGGUCACGCAGCACAUCUUUUGAUUGUCCUGCUGAGCCCACAAAUCAAGCCCCGCUUCUCCAUUUGGACCUUCGGUCAAGAGCGGCACGGCUUGUUGUGUAACUGUCUCCGUCAAGCAAGACUGCGUGACCUUUGCUUUAGUAAUUAGCAACCCAUAUAAUGUAGGUUUUGUGAUGUCAGUGAAAAUCAAUGUACAUUUAGAUAUGUACAUUUAAAGGAAUUGUUGCAAUAAGCCACAUUAAAAUGACAUAAUUGCAUUGGCAAAACUAAGACUCAUAUCACAUCAAAAUAUGCAUUUGGACCUCUGCUGUGUUUCUACUUCUCUGCCCCCCCAAAUCAUUGUAACUUCACAAAUGAACCUCUUCUUCGAGAUCUAGUUCAGUUUGUCGAUCUGUCUGUUCAGUUUUUGGCAUUCAUUCAUCCUUUCCAGACAUUUUGUAGGAAGUAGGUCAGUUGAGCUGUUGCGUUGUAGUUCUCGUCCGAGACAAAUAAGCGGUCCACCUCCGGCUCAACAUGAUUGAAUGUGAAAACACUGUGCCAUGUCCUUUAAUCUCUGGUUUCUUGAAACAGUUUAGCAUAUUCGCUGAAGAGGACGUGUAAGUAGUGUGUUUUUUUAAAAGACAUAAAACUUUUUUUCCCCUCUUUCAGUUUGCUGUAUUUGCGUUGCUUUGGUAUUUAGACUACAUGAAAGGGGUUGGGGUGAGUGAAUGACAUUGCCUUCUGCUCAUUAAGUUAAUAGAAAUAUUUUUUUCAUUGUAUUCUAAGUAGAAAAGUGAUGUGUGGGACCUACAUUCCCCCAAAUCUCAAUAUUUACAAAGUAGUCUGUUUUCCAGUGUAAUUUGAAGGUGGAUCUGUCAUUUGGAAAUCUAAUUCAGAAACAGCCACCUCAUACUCUCUUGUACGUUACCAUGAUUGUUUUUGUCUGCAUUUAUGUAAGUGUAAACGCCACCCUUAUUAGUCAUUUCUUUAUUAGGCAUUCAAGUGAAAUGAUGUAUAUUUUACAGUUGAUUAUACAGCAUUGUGCAUGAAGUCUGAGAGCCCUAAAUCUCAAUAAAACAAUUCUUUUUGUAAUA